AGUUUUAAAUGUAUGAAGCAAUAUUACAGUGUAUUUCAAUAAUAAAAAGCAGAGAUUUUGAAGGAAAGCAGAUAAUGGCAGCGGCAGUGGCAGCCAUGGGAAGGGGAGCUCCUAAGCUCUGCUACUCAUACUCCUCUCAUCACCAGCUAUUGUUAAAGCCCGCAAAAAAGAAGCUUAUGAAUUCCCCAAAGUUCUACCAUCUCAAAACCCCAAAUCUCUCAUCAAAUGCAAAGCUGAAAGGACCCUCUCCUAUCCACGCUUCCAAUCCUCCAAUGGAAGAAGAAGAAGAAGAAACUUCGAGCAUACAAAACACCAACAGCAUCUCUCAGGAGGACUUGAACUAUUUGUGGAAACUAGGAGCUGGUUCUCUUGCUGGUGCAGCUCUGAUCAAAUAUGGAAGCAUCCUUUUUCCUGAGAUAACAAGACCCAACAUCCUCCUAGCUUUGAUUAUGGUAUCAACUCCUGUAAUUCUAGCCAUUCUGGUUUUGCUCAGGCAAAGUCGUAAAAGGUGAAAGAUUGUCUUGUGUUUUGGUAAACAGAACGUAGCCUGUAGUGCUACACAUUUUGGACAUUUGUAGAUUGUUUUAAGUUUGAUAUUCUUCAUUCAUAAGGGGAAAGUUUUGUAAAUACGUUCCUCCAGAAAGAGAUUGGAACCAGUAAUUGCCAAUGCCAAGAGGAAGUCAAUUGAUUGUGAGAUUUCAUUA
Molecule: messenger RNA, 704 nt
Organism: Hevea brasiliensis (rubber tree)
Lineage: Eukaryota; Viridiplantae; Streptophyta; Magnoliopsida; Malpighiales; Euphorbiaceae
Exons: 2
Coding region: 9-512 (167 amino acids)
Cellular component (GO): chloroplast
Source: RefSeq, a predicted model, not a curated record